Molecule: messenger RNA, 1579 nt
Organism: Camelus dromedarius (Arabian camel)
Lineage: Eukaryota; Metazoa; Chordata; Mammalia; Artiodactyla; Camelidae
Product: testis-specific Y-encoded protein 1-like
Exons: 4
Coding region: 174-1409 (411 amino acids)
Biological process (GO): nucleosome assembly
Cellular component (GO): chromatin; nucleus
Molecular function (GO): chromatin binding; histone binding
Source: RefSeq, a predicted model, not a curated record
CCUCCCGCUCCUUGCUCCUGGGCCUUGGCAGCUGCGGCUCGCAGCUCAGGGCCAGGGCCACACGGCCAGUGAGGCGGGGGCCCGGGGAAGGCGGGCCUCCCCAGGAAUCCUGGGUGGCCUUAGCUGUGGGAGGGGGUCUUCAGGAGGCAGGGGCCCGCGGGCGUCCCGGUGCCAUGGCAGGGCUGUGGACAGAGCAGGCACUAGCGGGUGGCAGGUGCGAGGAGGCCAGCAGCCUCAGGGUGGAGGCCGUGCGGCAGGGAGCGUCGGCGGCGGCUGAGGCGGCGGCGGCGGCGGCGGCAGCGGCAGCUGCAUCGUCGGAGGCGGAGGUUGUGGGCAUGGGGGAGGCCUUGGUGCUGCUGGCGGACGACAUCAUGGAGGCUGUGGUGGAGGUGGUGGCGGAGGAGCAGGAGGAGCAGGAGUCGCAGGAGGAGGAGGAGGAGGAGGAGGAGGAGGAGGUGGAGGAGGUGGUGGAGGAGGUGGUGGAGGAGGUGGUGCAGGCCAAGGAGCGGGAAGAGAAGCCCCGGAAGCAGGGGCGCGCAGAGCCAGGGCGCGGACCCCCGACCUCCCUGAGCCCGCUGGAGGCCCUGGGGGCCCUUCAGUUAGAGCUGAGCGCUGUGAACGCCCAAGCCAACAGGGCCUACUUGCGGCUCAAGCGCAGGGUCCGUCGGAGGCGGGAGCCUCGUUUGGAUCGAAGAAGAGCCAUCAUCCAGGACAUCCCCGGCUUCUGGGCCAAAGCUAUUGUGAGUCACCCCCAGCUGUCGGCCUUGAUCAGUGACCAAGACGAAGACGUGCUGAGCUACAUGAUCACCUUGGAGGCGCAGGAACUGGGCCGCCCCGAGUACCGCUGCAGGUUGAUGUUCUUCUUCCGGAGCAACCCCUACUUCUGCAACCAAGUGAUCCUUAAGGAGUAUCACCUUAGCUUCGCAGGUAGGCGGGCUGUCCCGGGAUGGGGGAAGGCGGCGGGGCGGGGCGGUGUGUGCCCGGGAGGCCUUGGAUGCUGGGCCAGCGGGAUCCCUCCCCUCAGCGUAUGCCCCGCUCUUCCUCUAGGCUACAGGGCGUAUAGUUCCACUCCAGUGCAGUGGUUCUGGGAUUACGAACGGGGAGCCCCCAGCCGCAGGCAGGACGCCGUCAGCCUUAACUUCCUCAACUGGUUGUCAGGCCACGACUGCCCCGGGUCUGACAGGAUUGCUGAGGUGGGGGUCCCCCGGGGCCUGGUCGGAAAUGGCGACGUCGGCGGUGGCCAGCAGCUCGGGGAAGGGGCGUGGGCCCUGUCCCGACCUGCCCGUUCCCUCCGCCAGAUCAUCGUCGAGGACCUGUGGCCCAACCCCCUGCGCUACUACCCGAGGGAGCAAGGCGCCGGGAGAGAGCCAGCGGUGAAGGCGACGGAGCAGGAGAGUUCGGCCGAGUAGAACGAGAGCCCGGAGGCGUGUGCAGACGCGCGUGAGACCGGCGGCCGGGGUCUGGGGCGCCGGAGAGGAGCGAGGAAAGCAUCGCCAGUGGAGGUUGCAGAGGGUGGGCAGCACGUACCCGGAAUGAGGCCGAGAGAGACGUCAACAGGCUAACGAGUGCUCCUGUCUUG